This is a messenger RNA of Lottia gigantea (owl limpet), 3921 nucleotides long. RefSeq lists its product as hypothetical. Lineage: Eukaryota; Metazoa; Mollusca; Gastropoda; Lottiidae. Bases 1 to 3921 code for a protein of 1306 amino acids. The record is from RefSeq and is a predicted model, not a curated record. The transcript has 13 exons.
AUGCACAAAAUCAGUAAAAUGUUCUUGAGAGAACUCUCUAAGACGCUCUAUGAGUGGCUUGCGACUAUGACACCACCACAGAGUAGCCAAAAUUUGAAUUCAGUCUCAGCAGUUGUCCCCCCAUUGAGAUUAUUUGAAAGCCAUGGUGUCCUUCCCGAGAAGGCAGAAGCGUGCUUUGGAACAGGAGCGAAUGUGAAUAUGUAUUGGUUAAGUUUACAGUGUCCAGCAACAAAUAUGAUUGCUAUUACUGAGAUGUACUAUGGUGUUAAAGAAUGGAAUACUUCCUGUCAACCACCAGUUAAUAAUGACUCGCUAACUAAUUGUUGUGUGUAUGACCAGUCAGCUGACUGUUUGGUUAACGUUUUUCACUCGAAGAAAUCUGCAACUUGGCCAAAGGUUUUUGAAAUAUUCCGUAAUUGUACAGGGUAUGAUAAUUGUAAUGAACAGGCGACGUGGCAUAGAGCUAUAGGGUGUGAAUCUGGAACCCAUUUCGACUACUCCAGUUAUAUGAUGGCAAAGUACCAGUGUAUUUCUGAUUCACAAAUUAUUCAGCCUAAUGGUGAUAUAGAAAUAUCAAGAUCAGACGUACACUUACAGAAUAUUGGUUAUCCGAAUAGUACUUCCGGUAACUCACAAAUGGCUUGUAGUAUCGAAGUGCCCUGCGAUUCCGCGUUAGAGUUAACGGCCAUUGAUGUACAACUUGGAUCUUCCACUGGUACCUUCGAUAGUUCCCAUAACAAUUUGUACGAGUACAGGGAAAUAAACCUUACAAACUCUCGACGAUUUCUAGUUAUAGAUAUUGAUUUUGCUGACGAUUCAAAAUUUUGGAUUUACAUAAAAGCAAACGAUAGUUCAACUUUAGAUAUUGCUUGCGGGAAUAACAAAAGAACAGUUCCUUUAGAUGACUGUCUUCCAACGACAACCGAAGAACCAACAACCACUGAACAACUAACACCAACAGAGGAGCCAACAACAACCGAGGCACCAAUAACUGGAACAUCGACCCCAGAUACACCAUCUACAACGGAGUUUAUAAACCAAGAAACCACAAAUAUAGUUCUUAAUAGUUCUUCAAUAACUCCAUCAAAUUUCCCUCAAGUUGGAUCUAAUAAUGAUGGUCAAGAUAGUGUCGGUUUGAUAGUGGGUAUAGUUUGUGGUGUAAUUGUAGGCCUCAUUAUAAUUAUAGCCAUCGCCGUUUACUUGUCUAAGAAAAAGAACAAGAAGAGUAGUGUAUCACCAGACUGUGCACCAUCAUCUGCAUACAAUAAAACCAGUGAAAAAAAGAAUCCAGCAUGUGAAACAAUAUCAAAUGGUAAUACAGUAUACUCAACAGCGCAAAGAACUGGUUUUCUGGGACCUGCACCAAAACCUAUAGGUCCUCUACCACCACAAAUACCACCAAGUAGUAGCAAAUUGGCCCCAUUGAAGAAGGAUCGACCUGUAAUGCAACCACCACAAUUACCAUCCCGUGGUAGCGAAUUAGGUCCCUUGAAGGAAGGUCGAAUGUUUACUCUCCCACCACAAAUACCACCCCUUGGUGGCGAAGUGGCCCCUUUGAAGGAGAGUAAAAACAUAACAGAUAUUGAAUCACCAGACUUAGACGAUGUCAGACAUUUCGUGAAUAAAAAGAAGCACGAAAAACAUUUUGAUUUUGAGAAAAAAAAAGGUGGAUCGGAAGUAAAAUUCACACUAGAAAAUGUUCUUGGUGUCGUAAAUGAAGAAAUGGAUUCACAAAAGGCCCAGGAAAGUGGAGAUACUGAAAAUCAUACAAACUUUUCACUUACACCUGGUCAUAGACCUAAAACCGGUCUUCCAGAGACCAGUAAUGUAGAUAAUCCUACAGAUAAAGAGAGAUCUAUGAUACAAGAGACUUCCUCUCCUCGAGCACCAUGUUUGUUAUUUACGACUGAAGAGAUCAAUGAUUAUAUAAAUCAUCUACAAACUAAAUUAAAUAGUUUAUAUAAAAACAUGCUGGAAACUAAAAGACACCUGAUUGAUGUUCUUCAAACACAAACUUAUGAUAAAAAAAGGAUAAACAAUCAACAACACCUUCUGAAUCGGCAGGAAGCGGAGUUGAUAUUUUACAGGAAAUUUUAUAAAACUGGUAAAAAUAAGGCUAAUGAGCAGAUUUGUGAGGAAAAUAAAAGACCUAAAGCACCACCAAAGACGGAAUUCUUCAAGUACUCCUUUGGAAGAAAGUUGAACAUCGAAAUGCACCCUGUAGAUGUAGAUCCCGACAUUAAAGAUGCUGUUGACCAAAGAGUCCAGGAUGUUCUACAAGUCCAGGCUGAUAACGAUAAAGAAAUCCCUUCACCAAGUCCAGAUUUUCAAAAUAUUCUUCACGUCAAUCAUCCAACAGAGGAAAGUAAAGAUUGGGAUUUUAAUUCAACAAGUCCUAAACCAGUGGUGCAUGGUGUUCCGCUAGAAUUUAGAGACAUAGGGUCAUCAACAACAGCUUCAAGCUCGAGUCCACUUGAAGAUACAUCCAAUGUCAGUGCAGAUUCCGAGGCAUUUGAGGAAUCAGAAAUUUACGAGGUUCCUCUCCAAUUUCGAGACAAAGGUAUCCCAAAUGUUUCAGAGAAAGACAAUACAUCUGGAUCCUUCGCAAUCGCUCUUACCGAAAGGAUGGAACAUCUGGUCAACAGUGUCCCAUCUAAGGAAGAAUUGGAUUUAAACACAGUUGAAAACAUCAACGAAACAAAAUUUCCAUCAAGAAGCCCAAGUCCAAAAAGAGAAGUCAAUGAUGAUGAAACUGUAUAUGGGGAGGUUUGUAAACCUGCAACUGAAAGUUUCCAAGACACAACCUAUCUCACCAGCUUGAUGGCCAGUAUUAAAGAUCUUUCUGCAGAAAUUUCCACAGAAACUGCACGGAAAAAUGUCAAUCUUCAAAAAAAUACCGAGUCACUAACAUGUAAAGAAAGUAGGGUCAUUGAGGAGAUAGAGAAAUAUGUCGGCAUUGAUAACGAAAUUUCACUUUCAACAGAAAUCACAAAAGAAACUGAACGACAAGAUGUUAAGAUUAUGGAUACCGAGUCAUUAACAGAAAAAGAAAGAAGGAUCAUAGAGGAGAUAGAGAAAUAUGUCGGCAUUGAUGACACUUCAGAUCCAUUUAUUAAUUCUUCAUUGGGAAAUAUGCACAACAUUCCAACAUCUGAUACUGAUAACUAUCAAAAACUUGAUUAUGCCAAUAGUCCAAACCAUUUGCCCAAAAGGGAGGUGAGAGCCUUGACAGCUUUAUCAGAAUGCAAGGCGAAGAAAAGUGUGAAUUCAAUGUCAAUAGAAGUGGGAAAAAGACGGUACCCUCUCCAACCUGUCUACAGAAGCAAUACACAGAAAACCAUUCUUCCACCUAUUAGACCUCAUAAUAAAACCAACAAACCAUCACAAUCCAAGUUCACCAGCCAAGAAAAGCAUGGACCUCUACCAAAUAUAACAACCGGUAAAAGCAGCACACCAAAACAAUCUGAACAGGUUUUAGAUAUUGAAACUAAUCACAAAAUGAAGUCAGACGAAAGCCAUUUUGGAUUAAAGUUAGAGUCAAAAAAUGAAUUACAUCUGCCAAAACUACCGACUGUCCAAACUGCACCAAUCAUCAAAGAUAUCAAACAUAGAACAGACAAAGUGUUCUGUCUUCCUCAAAUAAAGACAGCUUCGACGAAACCACAUUUAAGAAAUCAAAUCAAAACCGCAAUUCUUCCAGAUAAAUUGAAACCAGGACACACAUCGUCUCAAUAUACCGCUUCAACAUCAAGUACUACAAGACAUUUUACAAAGUCUGCUAACUACAAACCACCAAAAAUAUUACUUCCGGUUCUACCUAAAAUUUAUCAAUCAAAUCGUCGAAAGGAGAAACAACCACACAAAUUGCCACCUAUUUGUCACUUGGGACUUGAUAAUGUAUUUCCAUGUAGAAAAGAUUAA